Messenger RNA from Geodia barretti, 519 nucleotides. Lineage: Eukaryota; Metazoa; Porifera; Demospongiae; Tetractinellida; Geodiidae. The record is from the annotation of a GenBank genome assembly.
UUGGUCUCUGGUGUAACCUACUCUGAGUACUUUCAGCAGUACAAGGAGAAGGUGAAUGGCUCUACAACAGAAUGGGCCAACCCAACAUAUGACGGAGUGUGGUCUCUUGCACUGGCUCUCAACAACUCCAUUCCUAGACUGAAUGAAAUUGGUCUGGAUCUGGUUGACUACACCUAUGGCCACCGAGAGGCCACUGACAUCAUACGGGAUGAGGUUCUCAAAUUGCAUUUCCAAGGAGCUUCUGGACAUAUAUCAUUCAGUCAAGACACUGGGUUCACUAGUGGCUCAAUUCCUCUUCAUCAGGUCAUGGACGGUACUAGUGUACCUAUCGGCAAUUAUAAAGAAGAAACAGAAGAGUUGGUGAUAUUUGGAGAUGGUGAAUUUGUUGAAGGUUCAUUUGAACUAACAGAACUCGUAAUACAUCCAGCCCUGGCAAGUCUGUUUUUGCUCAUCGCUUUUCUUGCAUUAGUGCUAAUCGUUAGCACACAUGUUGCGACUCUUGUUUUCUCGAGUUUUCCG